AUGCCUUCCAUCCACGAACGCAUCCGCGACGACCUCUUGAUCAAAGAGCGCUCUCUCUGGACGGCCCUCACGUCCGCCGACCCCGGUCCUGAAAUCGAGAAACUCUCCAACGAAGAAGCGAAUCUUCUCUUUCCCAAGACGCCUAUUCUCACGCUGGACGGCGAGCCCUCGAUCCAAGAGGCUCUGAAGCCGCCCUUCCACCACUUCGACUCCUAUGAGCUGCAGGAAGUUCGCGUCAUCAUUAUCGACCUAAUGGCUGGUACCGUCACGUAUAAGAUCAACGCGUCACAGAACGGUAAACCGUACGUUGCGACGGGGUCGACAACAUGGAGUCAGGCGUCGGAUGGGGAGUGGAGAAUUGUCACUCAUACUGAGACGUUGCUUUGA
Molecule: messenger RNA, 387 nt
Organism: Aspergillus melleus
Lineage: Eukaryota; Fungi; Ascomycota; Eurotiomycetes; Eurotiales; Aspergillaceae
Exons: 1
Coding region: 1-387 (128 amino acids)
Source: RefSeq, a predicted model, not a curated record